AUGUUUAGACAGAAUAAGAGAAGACUGGCAGCUAGAAGGAAUAACGAUCUUUCGUUUGAAGAUAGUAACACUUCGAUCAAGUUGGAAAAUGGAAUCACAGGGUUUACUUCUAAUGGAUCACUUUCUCUGGAUGAACAGAAACUUUACAGUAACAUUAGUAAGACGAAGUUGAAUUUCUAUGAAUUACCUCCGCAAGGUGAGAUUACAUUGGAGGAAUUCGAAACUUGGGCUAUUGACAGAUUAAAGAUUUUACAAGAGAUUCAAUCGUCUAUUUCGAGAAAUAAAUCUGUCAAAGAAAUCGCUACUAUAAUUAAACCUCAAUUACAAAAACUAUUACCAUCUACGUUAGCAUCAUUUUCAAAUGCUAACGAUUCAUUUUUAGAGAAGAAGAAAGAUUAUUAUUCUCAUUAUAUUCUAAGAUUGUGUUUCUGUCGUACAAAGGAAUUAAGAGAAAGUUUUAUCAGAUCUGAAACUUUAUUAUUUAAGAUCAGAUUUAAUAUGCUGACAGCAGUUGACCAGACUAAAUUUGUCCAAUCAUUGAAUUUGCCAUUACUUCAAUUUAUCUCUGAUGAAGAAAAGAAUCAAUUAUCUCAACAGUUAUAUCAGACAGCAUCACCUUUAUUGCAAUUCCAACUGAAUUUAACCGAUGAACAACAACGUAAAGCUUAUUUUGCACGUGAAAGGUAUAUUAAACUACCAUUUGAAAAUGUUAUUGAAUUAGUCGGGAAUCGUCAAGUGUUUAUAAAUAAUGGGUACGCAUAUUUACCACAAUUUCAACAAUUGAACUUAUUAGCGUCUGAGUUCUCCAAUAAUAUCAGCAAUUCCUUGAUAAAGACUUUUCAAUAUAUGCCUAGAUUAAAUGAGGACGAUAGACUUUUACCAAUUUUAACACAUCUUUCAUCCGGUUACACAGUUACCGACUUCGAUCAAAAUAAUGGUCAAUAUGGUGAAAACUCAGAUAAUGAAAUUAAUGCCGAAUCGGUUUGGUCUCCAGAGAUUAUGAAACAUUAUCCACUUUCGGUGAAACAUUUAAUGGAGGGACUUAAACUUAAUCAUCAUUUAAGAUACAAUGGUAGACAACAAUUAAGUUUGUUUUUGAAAGGUAUUGGAUUAACUGCAGAUGAAUCAUUGAAAUUUUUUGCCAAGGCAUUUACAGAUGGUGGACAUAUGACAACGGAAAAAUUCAAUAAAGAAUAUAGAUAUAAUUUCAGACAUAACUAUGGUCUAGAGGGUAAUAGAAUUAAUUAUAAACCCUGGGAUUGUCGUACCAUUUUGUCGAAACCAAGACCUGGCAGAGGUGAUUACCACGGAUGUCCUUUUAGAGAUUUUAGUUCCGAAAAAAUGACUUCUGAAUUACAAAAGAUGAAUCUAACUCCAGCACAAAUCGGUAGUGUACUAGACUCCUGUAAUAAAGGUGAAUACACAACAGCAAAUACUAAAGUGUUUGAAUUUACACAUGACUUCAAUGGUAAUGAUCCAGAAAUUAAUGACCAGACAUUGAUCGCACAUCCAAACCUUUACUUUGAAAGAUCAAGGCAAUUGGAGAAAAAAAAGAUAGAGAUCGAAGAGAAAAUUAAAGGAACAGUUGUAAAUUAA
Messenger RNA from Maudiozyma barnettii, 1596 nucleotides. It is a transcript of the gene PRI2, whose product is annotated as DNA primase subunit PRI2. The coding region runs from base 1 to 1596 and encodes 531 amino acids. The record is from RefSeq and is a predicted model, not a curated record. NCBI's taxonomy places the organism in Eukaryota, Fungi, Ascomycota, Saccharomycetes, Saccharomycetales, Saccharomycetaceae. The transcript has a single exon. Gene Ontology annotation, cellular component: alpha DNA polymerase:primase complex. Gene Ontology annotation, biological process: DNA replication, synthesis of primer.